GAAAUUCAAGGAAUGUGUUACGAUGUGAAAAUUACACUACUGCUAUUGUAGUAAUUGUUUUCAACUUUUCAAAGAUAAUUUAUUUGGUAGAUACAAUAUUAUUGUUUAUCGUUGCCAUGGCGCCCAUAUGAAACUGUGCGCAAGCAGAAGCUGGGUGUAUGUAUCUGCGUUAAACCAUGGUGAAACAUAUUGAUGACAUUUUAGCACAGAUUGGAUGGGCUGAAGGAUUUAGAGUACCAGGAGCAAAUGAAGAGAAUAAAGCUCUCGAGGAGGAGGUUGAAAAGAAGCUAAAGGAAAAAGCUAAGCUUUCAGCCUGCUCUGAUGAACUGAACGACAAAAUAAAUUCCUUGAAGAAACAGGUCCAAACACUAAAUGACGCUUAUAAUCAGAAUCAGGCUCUUAUAACAGCGAAUCAAAGACAGUUACAGACAGAAGAUGACUUAUAUAGGCUAGCAAAAGCAGAAGAUGAGAGACUGCAACUUUUGAUGAAGGACAUUAACAAAAACCUCGAGGAUUUAGAAGAUCGUAUAAAUUCUAUGCAAAAUGACAUUGUUCGCAACACAGAUAAACUUGAAAAACUCAAAUCAAAUAUUAAGUGGGAUAAAGAAUCUCUCACAGCAUGGGAAGAACAUGUGGCAAGAAAAGAGGAAGACAAUAUCAUGCUCAGCAGAUAUACUAUUGAAGAUGAAAGUAAAGCAAAGGAAAUGGAGUUAAAGCGACAAAAUCUACGAAUGGAAGUAGAAGAAAAGAAAAAGAUGGUAAUGGCAGCAGUAAAUGAUGUUGGCUCAUUAGAAAAGAGUGUGGAAAGAACAGCUGAAUUGUUUCGAAAGUUGCACCAGGAAAGACAAGAGCUUAUUGACCAGUGGGAAGCUUCUGUCCGCAUUCUUCACCAGCGUGAUCAUGACAUCAGCGGAGUAAUGGAGGAAAUGAACUUAAUGCGAAUAGAAGGAAGAGAAAAGUUAUCACUUCUAGAAGAACAAAAAAAUUUUUUUGAGAAUGAAGUGAGCAAUAACAAAGAACUGGAGCACCAAAUAUCUCUUGUUAAUCAAAAAUUGUCCAUACGUAGAGAUGAGAGUGCGAAGCUUGCACAGGCACUGGAGGAUUUGAUGGGUGAGUGUCUUAUCGUACGAAGGACCCUGUCAGCAACAGGAACACAACUGGAUAAUCAGAGAUCAAGGAAUACUCAGCUUUGCCUUGAAAAGGAAUCAAAGCAAAAUCGCAUUGAUGAACUGAGGCUUGUUACUUCACAGCUCAAGAAGCGAUUGGAAAAGGCAACUGAUCGCACCACAACUGCAACGGAACAAGCUAAGAGCCUGGAGGAAAUGAUUGAGGCUGAAGAACGAGCAUUGCAUGCUAUGGAACGAGAAAAUGCUCGUGCACGAGAUGUUUUGUUUCGUGUACGAUACAGAAUAAAUGACCUUGCACAACGUAAGGAGCUACAGGAAUCAGAAAUUAAGUGUGUGCAGUCUUCUAAAGCCCAAAUACACCAACAGACUCAAAAUUUAGAAAAGGAAGCUAUUCGCCAGGAAGAAAUACUGUAUGGUUUGGACUAUGAAGUGCAGCGGCUAGAAUCCCGAAUAGCACGAAUGAAAGGCAAGACUGAUGAAGAGUCCAGAGCUGCUGAGGAUGAAAAACUUAAUGAAAUGCGCAAGAUUUUGGAUGAGAAGACAGAGAAAGUGACUGUGUUGACUGCAGAGGUCCAGAGAGUUGAUAAGAGUGUUCAUGGACUGACAACUGAGGUUACCAAGCAUACUGCAGAACUAGAAAGGUUACAGGGAAGGAGAAGGGAUGCAGCACAUCUUGCAGAGGGUGGUCAGCGCCAGCUGAUGGUAUUGAAGGAACGUUCCCAGGAACGACAACUAGAAGUAAAUAUGUUGCAGUUCCGUGUCAGUCAAGCAGAGAGGGCGUUAGCCAAUGAAGACAACCAUGUAUUCUCACUUGAAAGACAACAGCUUGAGUUACAAAGGGCAAUGAGAGAUCGCCAGGAAGAAAUCAACAUGCAGCAGGAAUUGUUAAAAAUAAAAAAGCGGGUUCUGGAAGAAGAGAAGUCUAAGUUAAUACUAGAAAUACAAGGACGAAAGCUUAAAACAGCACAGCUUCAAUCAAAAUAUGAAAUAGCAAUGAUGUCACUUGGUAGAGCAGAAGAAGGAGAGGAGGUGUCAAUAGCAACUAUAAAACUCAAGGCAGCACAGGAGAAAUAUGAGUUGCAAGAGCAGGGCGAUGAACUGGAUGCCAAAAUUCGCAAGGCCGAAAAAGAAAUUCUUGCAAUGGAAAACACUCUGAAAUUGGUUAAUGCUUCAAAUGACACUUACAAGAAGAGCUUAUCAUCCAUUGACACAGAAAGUCCAGAGUAUCAAGAGAAAAGAGAAUUAGAGGCUCAGUAUUACUCUGCAGUUGAUUGUCUUAGACGCAGACAAGCUGAAAUCUCAGAGAUAAACAAGGAUAUUGAGUUGAUGGAGCAAACACUGCAGGAAUUAUUACGAGCUGAAGAUGAGAUACGCUACACAUGGCGAGAUAAAGACCAUGAAGCAGCUGAAUUAGACAGGGAAUUAUGUGACCAGCAAGCUAAGUUAAUACGUGCCGAAGAACAAUUGCAUCGACAACAAAGACUAAUACGUGGUUCCACAAGACGCUCCAUUGAGGAGAAAGACAUAAAAACACGAGAACUACAGGAACAGAAUAUGAGUGCACUGCAACAACUAGCUGAACUUGUAGCACGACAUGUGGAGACUGGUCCCGUUGUCAGUCGCUAUCUAGUUGAGAAAGGUCUUGAGUUACCUAUUACAGCACGUACCCAGAGUUCUCGCUCACUUGCAGCGACAUCUGUCUCCUCAGCUGAUGAAAAAAGUGACAAGUGUGAUGUUUCAACACCUAGCAGUGAUCGCUCUUCGCGCACUCCCACAAGCCCAUCUGUUGUCACUCUUGACCUACCAGUCCAGAGAUUGGAACGGACACCCAGAUCCUCAACACAACAAAAGAGGCACAAGAAGUUCUCUCACUAAACUUGAGAGAAGUUUCCAAUAACGAUAGUAAUUUUUUUAGUGUUAUUUUCUGUUGAACAACUCUCCUUCAAUUUCAGUGUUUUCCAUACAUAAGUUCAUAAGUAUUAGAAGUCACACUUUUGGAAAAAUUUGAAGUACUGUUAAUUUUCUGAUUGGCUUAUGCUUUAUAUUACACUAGUAAUGAAAGCCCCUUAUCUUUAUGAAUAUGUCAUGUUAUUACACAAGACAGUUAUUUUCAUAUAAAUUGAUCAUUUGUUCUGCACAAAAACUGUCAGAAAAUGUCUAUAUUUUUAAGUUAUUAGUUAUAAAUUAUGAAUCAUGUCUGUCACACUAUACAUCUUUUAACGAAUAGUAUUCUGCAAGACAUCAUUGUAUAUAUUUAUAAAAAUAUGCCAAAAUUUCAGAAUAUUUUUCAAAUUUUACAGUAUAUCAUGCAAAAGUAAUCUUGACAGUCCUUCAAAUUCUCUACAUUACAGUCCAUACAUAUUACAAGAACAGAUAUGUGUGUGUGUGUGUGUGUGUGUGUGUGUGUGUGUGUGUGUGUGUGUGUUUUCCACAUCGCCUCCUAAACCCAUGGACCGAGUUCAACCAGACUUGGUACACAUAUCUCUUUCUGUUAGGCAACAGUCGCUGUGGGGCUGAGAACCACCUACCUAUCAUAGUUCAGGAGACAUGACAUCAUGAACAGAGAGAUACAUGAAAAGCAUCCGCAUCAUGCAUGACACUUAAGUGAUUACUUCUGUGCUACUAACUGUAUUCCUAAUAAUAUUCACAAUAUAGUAGAGAUGCUGAGUUGCAGAUAGGAACAACAAAAAGUCUGUCCAAAUUUCUUUUUGUUGUGCCUUUCUGCAACUCAGCAUUUCCGCUAUACGGUGAGUGGUGACUUUCCUUUUCAGACAUUGUUACAUUCCAAUCUGGAUUUUCCAUUGUUUGAUUUUAUUCCUAAUAAAUUUUGUAUGCAGUAUCCACAUAUGCCACCAAAUGCACGUGCAAAAGUGUAUACCAAACAUAUUUCAGGAGAUAUGGCAUCAUAACCACUGAGGUAAAUGAACAACUGCCACAUUGUGAAUGAUGUUUAGAGCUAUUACUUCUUUGUUACUAACUCUGUUCACAACAUAUUUUGCUAACAGUAUCCACAUAUACUGCUGAAUGUACCUACACAAAUAUGUCAUUGUACAGCACAUAGUUCAAGAGGUAUAUCAUAAACUCUGAGAUACACAAAAAAAUGUCCCAUCAUGCACAAAGUUUUAAUACCUUAUUCUUUACUGCAAAGCCACUUCUGCAAUAAAGUCAACUUAAGGAAAUUCCUGACACUUGUCAGCACUUUUGACAGCUUUUAACUGCAAAGCACAAAUGGCUGUAGGCGAAAAUGAUAGCCAUCUAUAGAGCUAUGAAGAGGCAUACCAAUUGAGACAUUUACAAAACAGCUUUGUAGAUGUGCAAAUCAGUUUCAUCCAGUGUACAGAGACUGUCUGGGAUCAUGUUUCUUAAUUUGGUUACUGUAAUUACACAUUUGCACAUUAUGCCUAUUUCUUUUGACAAAUAUUUCAUAAUUUGAAAGGUAUUUUUAUGAAUGGAUAGAAAGAAAUUUUUUUCAAUACUUCACUACAAACACAAUUCUUUUUUUCCAUUUCUGAUAGAAAAUUGGUAAAAUAAAUACCCCGGGCAAUGCUGAGUUUCUCAGCAUGUAGUAUAUAAAAUUAAACCCGUGUAAAUAAUUAAACUAGUUUUUAUACAUUUAUUUAUGUAAUGGUCCUGUAAAUCUAGUGUUGUAAAACAGACAUUGGACCAGCUCAUAAGUAAUAUGAACAUUGCUUACAAUAAAACACACAUAUUUUUCAAGUACAAAUAA
This is a messenger RNA of Schistocerca gregaria, 4854 nucleotides long. RefSeq names its product coiled-coil domain-containing protein 39 (gene Ccdc39). The coding region runs from base 177 to 3002 and encodes 941 amino acids. The transcript has 16 exons. The record is from RefSeq and is a predicted model, not a curated record. Gene Ontology annotation, cellular component: axoneme. Gene Ontology annotation, biological process: cilium movement; cilium-dependent cell motility; inner dynein arm assembly. NCBI's taxonomy places the organism in Eukaryota, Metazoa, Arthropoda, Insecta, Orthoptera, Acrididae.